ACCGCGAGUAUCUCUCGGGCAGGUUAGAUCCCAGCGUCUGGAGAAAGAGAAGCUCAUCUCAAACUCGCCAAAGAAACAUUCUAAUGACAAUAAUGUCGCUUUUGACAAAUGCGCUUCACGCCUAUGGUAGAAAAAAGGCGCUGGAGCGAGAGAGCAUUCAUCUUUUGCUCCGGGCAGCCGGUUUUCACGAACUUCCCAAGUUGUCAGCGAGUCAGUCGCUGGAAGUGCCUGCUGCGGGCGAAAGGGUCUUGCCAGAGAUGUUUACCCCACCUCAAGACGCCGCCGAGAAACAAACUCGGGUCAAGCCUCUGCGGGAAAUGCCGGGACCAAGCACCAUUAGUAACCUCAUUGAGUUUUUCUAUCGGGACGGGUUCAGUCGAAUCCACGAGAUCCAGCUGAAACACACGCAUCAGUAUGGCAAGAUCUUCAAGUCCCGGUUUGGCCCCCAGCUGGUGGUGUCCGUCGCAGACAAGGACAUGGUGGCUCAGGUGUUGAGGGCCGAAGGGCGGGCACCUCAGAGAGCCAAUAUGGAAUCCUGGAAAGAAUAUCGGGAUAUGAGGGGCCGGGCUACCGGCCUCAUUUCUGCGGAGGGUGAGGACUGGCUGAAGAUGCGCAGCGCUCUGCGGCAGAGGAUCAUGCGUCCCCGCGAUGUCGCCGUCUUCUCCGAUGACGUCAACGGGGUGGUGGCGGACCUGAUCAAGAGGAUCCAUGCUCUGCGCAGCCAGGACGGCGCCGGGCAGACCGUGAUGAAUGUGAACGAUCUCUAUUUCAAGUACGCCAUGGAAGGUGUGGCCUGUAUUCUGUACGAGACGAGACUGGGCUGCCUGCAAGAGGAGAUUCCUAAACAGAGUCUGGAGUACAUUGCAGCCCUACACCUGAUGUUCAGCAUGUUCAAGACCACCAUGUAUGCGGGUGCCAUUCCCAAGUGGCUUCGCCCCAUCAUUCCCAAGCCCUGGAAUGAGUUCUGCAGGUCCUGGGAUGGCCUCUUCAAAUUCAGUCAGAUUCACGUGGACAAAAAACUGUCUGAAAUAAAGUCGCAGCUUGCCGCUGGCAAAGAGAUUAAAGGAGGCCUGCUAACGCAGCUACUGGUUGGCAAGGAGAUGACCCUGGAGGAGAUCUAUGCCAACAUGACGGAGAUGCUGCUGGCAGGAGUUGACACGACGUCCUUCACACUGUCCUGGAGCACCUACCUGCUAGCCAAACACCCCCAUGUCCAGCAGGCUGUUUACGAAGAGGUGGUGAAUAACCUAGGACAUGACCAGGUGCCUGUUGCCGAAGAUAUUACCCGCCUGCCUCUCAUCAGAGGACUUGUAAAAGAGACUUUGAGGCUGUUCCCAGUCCUGCCCGGUAAUGGGAGGGUGACCCAGCAGGACCUGGUGGUAGGAGGCUACCACAUUCCCAAAGGGACCCAGCUGGCCUUGUGCCACUACUCCACUUCGCUGGAUGCCGAAUGCUUUCCCUCUUCCACCGAGUUCCAUCCCGCGCGCUGGGUGCGGAAGGACAGCAGCGACCACGUGGACAACUUCGGUUCCAUCCCCUUCGGCUACGGAAUUCGCAGCUGUAUAGGCAAGAGGAUUGCCGAGCUGGAGAUGCAUCUUGCGCUCGCUCAGCUGCUCCAAAAGUUCCGGAUCGAGGAGUCGCCAUAUACCAAAACGGUUACUGCCAAGACUCAUGGCCUACUGACGCCUGCAGCCCCUAUCAACGUCAGGUUUGUCGACAGGCAAUAGCAACAGGAACAUUCAUAUCGGUGGAGAAGAUUUGUGGCUUUCUCCAAGCCCUUCGUGGAUCGACAUAGGUGGACAUGACCUCUUCUCAGCACUUUUCAAAUUGGCAGAAAUCAGGUGGUCAAAGGUUUUACAGCCAGAUGCUUCCUGGUGGUUCUUUAGGAGCCAUGGAGAGCUUUAAGAGUCUCGGAGAGCGACCUUCUCUUUUAUUCACAAAUCCAUGUAGAGAGAGGUCCGUUCCAAACAGACUUUAUUAUAUACUUUCUGUAUCUCAGCUUGUAGAAGACUCUGCUGCUAUAACAGGUUGUAUAAUUGACACUAUACAACAAACAGAGCAGAGUUUUUAUUUUUCCAGUUUGUAAGUCUUUUAAAGUCUUUGUAAUCCUUGGUUGAUUUAACACGUGCGGAAAUAGUGAAGAUGAACUAUAAACAUACAGUUACAUUAACAAAACUGCUUUAUUUUUUUCACAUUUUUAGACAAUUUAGAUACUAAUGUUAAAACCAAGAAAGUACACUUUACUAAGUGACUUAAAGGUACGGUACUUCUAAAGAAAUUAGAAUGAAAUGAAAUUCUCAAAGGACCAAGGCCUUCGUUGUGAUUUUGUGGUUUUAAAAAUUGAAUGACUCCUUUAUUAAAAAGGAGCAAACGACCACAGUAUUCACAUUAAUUCUAACAAAAGUAUAACAGCUUCAAGACCAAGUAGGCACUGUAGCACUGAUGUGCACUGAAUCCAGAUUUUAAAUCUGCAGUUUGAGAUUGGUGUUUUGUUUCUCCUAGAGUUCACAGAACACAAACAUUUAGAGUUUAAAAAAAGCUCUGAAUUUUGGGAAGCUCUUUGGGGGUUAUAUAGUAGAAGGGCUCAAAGAAUGUUAAAAUAUAGACGUUCUGAAUGUAGCAGGACCUUAAUAUUGUGGUGUCCAUUCAAUCCUACCAAGAUUCCUAUCCUUAUUUAGUACUGGGAAGACUUCUGCCCUCAUUCUUAUCUAAACUGAAUGAAAAUGUAUUCUGUGGUAUUUCUGUAACCUGUUGCCUUGGUA
Lepisosteus oculatus (spotted gar) is the source of this 2762-nucleotide messenger RNA. It is a transcript of the gene cyp27c1, whose product is annotated as cytochrome P450, family 27, subfamily C, polypeptide 1. Lineage: Eukaryota; Metazoa; Chordata; Actinopteri; Semionotiformes; Lepisosteidae. The record is from RefSeq and is a predicted model, not a curated record. Gene Ontology annotation, cellular component: mitochondrial inner membrane. Gene Ontology annotation, biological process: glucocorticoid biosynthetic process; cholesterol metabolic process; C21-steroid hormone biosynthetic process. Gene Ontology annotation, molecular function: monooxygenase activity; oxidoreductase activity, acting on paired donors, with incorporation or reduction of molecular oxygen; heme binding.